Molecule: messenger RNA, 3543 nt
Organism: Chlamydomonas reinhardtii
Lineage: Eukaryota; Viridiplantae; Chlorophyta; Chlorophyceae; Chlamydomonadales; Chlamydomonadaceae
Exons: 4
Coding region: 310-2685 (791 amino acids)
Source: RefSeq, a predicted model, not a curated record
CGAAUUCACGAGCAUACUUGCAAUACACAUUAACAACCACUCGCCUCCAAACUCGCGUCCUGUUAACUCCACAGUCGGUUUAAAGUUCCCUGUUUCUCCGGUGCCUGCAUAUAGGUGGCGUGGCUUCUAUAGCUUCUAUACUGCCUACGGUGUGAACACAGAACAAGCGCAAGGAAGUAGUGUAGCUUCCGCUCGCGUCUGCUCAACACAGCACUGUGUCUCACGGUCUCCAGCUGGCGUGAAUCCAUAUCUUCGGUGGCUCCAUCCUCUAGGAGCUGAAGCUUCACAGUGCAGGACACUGCAGCAGCUAUGGCUUUCUCGGCGCUUGACGCCCUGGCUACGGUUUGCACAGCGGAGCUACAGUCCGAGAAGAAGAAUGCAAAUACAAACCGAAAGCGAACGGCUCUCGCGGCGCAGUUCGAGGAGCCGGGCUUUGGCGACCUGACAAUGCGGGGCCUGACAACCGUAGAGCUGACGCCUGAGCCGUGCCUUCCCAACAGCGCCCCGUUCGCGCCGUUUACUGUUGGCACAGCCCAGCCAUCUCCCGCUCGGCCUGCAUUCGUGAGUGAGCCGGGUGCUACGGUGCUGCCACUGGCUCCCGCUUCCGCCCAGAAGAUGGCGACGCCGUUGAUGCGGUUGUCACCGCCGGCCGCCGCGACGCCUCUUGACGACGCGUGGGCACUGCCCACCGCCAAGCGUCGCGGAGUUGUCUCCGCAGGCGGUGUGCCUGCGGCGCUGCCCAUGGGGCUCGGCCCUCACUACGUACCCAGCUCCGCCAGGAGCCCCGCCGAUGUACGACUGCUGGUCGCGCCGCAGCCAAGCGUGGACGUCCGGGAGCUCGGGGGGGCGCUGGGCCUGCCUGAGCGGACGCCACUGGCCGGCCGGCCGCAGCCCAUGCGCGCGCUUUCGCCCGCUGGCGCGGCCUGGCAGCACCCGACAGCGCUGCGCGUCAGCCCCACCGGCUCCGGCGCGUCCGAUGGCCCGUGCUUCCUGGCCGUCGGCGCGGACGUGUCUGGCGCCGCCGCUGCCGUCAGGCCGGCGGCAGACAGGCGCACCCGUAGCACCCCGUGCAGCCCCAGCCCCAGUCCCAGCGCUGCCGGCACGGACUCGGAGUCGGAGCAGCAGCUGCUGGAGGACCCGGCGGCAUGCGUGUCGCGCGUCGUGCAGUCUCCCUCCAAGGGUGGGCCGGGCCUGCUGGAGAAGAUGAAGUUGGCGCAAGUGCUGCUGACGCACCGCGAAGCACUCAACCCGGAGCAGGUCCAGAUGGUUGUCCAGCACCUGUCCAGCGUGCUCCAGUCCGCAGACGCGCAGCAGCUGGCGCGCCAAGUUGCCGCACAGCAGCUCCGGCCCCACCACCAGCACCACCAGGACCUCGCCGACGCCAGGCACCAAGGCGCGCGCCAGCCCACGUCCGAGCGGCGGCUCAGCGCCGCCGCCGGUUGCGGCGCCUUGCCCAUCAAAGUUUCCGACGAGGCCAUUGCCGCGGCUGCAGCGGGCCUUACGAGCGCUGGCCACGGCCCUGCGCGCGGCGCGGCAAGUAGCAGCAGCAGCCACACGCACGGCAGCGAGCACGGCGAGCCUCCGCGCGCCACGGCUUCCUCGUCCCCUACUGCUGCUGCGGCUCUCAGCAGGGCGCACCCAUCCACUGCCCUGCACCUGGCGGCUCUGCGCCUGCGGUCGGUGCAGCGCUGCGGCAGCCACGAGGACGAGGAGGUGGUGCUGGGUCGGGCGGCCGCCGGCUGCGGCGGUGUGGCGCGUGGGCUGCUUCACAGCAACAGCAGGGAGUGCAACCACAACGACGACGUUGCCAACCUGUGUCAUGUGCUGCCGCCUCGCUUCGUCAGUACCGCCGCCUCCGGCGCCUCCUCGCUGCAGUCGCGGCUGCCGCGGUGCUCCUCGUCAGAGCUGCACGUGCACCUGAGCGCGCAGCAGCUGCCCACACCCAGCGCACCCUCACCAGCGGCCUCGCUGUCGCCGGAGCUGCAGUACCCACAGCUGCACUCGCAGCAGCAGGUGCUGCAUCCGGGCGCCACGGCCUGGCCACGGCGCAGCAGCCACGGCAUGACUGACACCCCCGCGGACAGGGUGCAUGAUGGCGCUGGUCAGGCCGACGCGCUGCUAGCGGCACUCGCGGCGCGCGCCGCCGCCGGCGGCAGGGCGCUCGGCGGCACCGGAGCAGCCUACAAUGCUCUAGACUCGGCCGCGAUGCUGCAGCGCCUGCAGGCCCAGCACGCACAGCUACGCGCGCGGCCGCACCAGGCCGCUGGCCAGCAGCCGCAGCCCCAGCCCCCGCAGCGCCAGCCACAGCACCAGCAGCGCCAGCCACAGCACCACCAGCAGCAGUACCAGCAGCACCAACGCCCGCAGCAGCACCAUCCUCUGCAUGGCGGCGUCACCUCUCCGGCACCGCAGCUGCAGCACGCGCUGCGCUGGGGCGCGCGUGAGGCCGCCCCCGCACCCGCGGCGCUAUCGCUGUUGACCGCGGUGCAACUGCAGCAUGCGCGCCGCGUUGGCGCUGGGGUGGGUGCUGGCGCUGCCACCGGCGCGGACGGCUAUGUGGUCAUCUCGCGGCAGGGCAUGCACCGCAGCGGCGUCCGCGGUGCCAUGCUGGGGGCCCCUGAGGGCUUCAGUGACAGCAAGGCAGCGCCUGCCGCGGGCGGUCUGGGCUACAUGCUGAGUCACUGAACCCCGCAAUCAAAUCUCGACAACCAGGGAUUAAUUUUGAAUUAGGUGGGUGGGAAGGGUGGGGGGGGCCGCCUCACAAGUGUUUGGCUCGUGGGGUUGAAGUGGCGUCUGUGUUUGUUCGCUUUUCCGUACCGUAUGUGCGUUGCUGUAUUCAGCGUUGUCAGGUGGCGGUGGAAAGUAAUGGACACAUUGUCCGUAACAGUAGCUUCCUGAGCCUACGGACGAGCGGGAUAUGGGUUUUGCUGUACCAACGACAACAGCUGUGGGACCGUGUGUGUGCCUGAUCCCCACUGUUAAACAUCACUUGUUUGUGCGGGAUAUGUAUGCCAUGGUGGCAUGGAAUGCCUUGACAAUCGAGUGAAUGUGGUACAAACGUCUGUGCAUGGCAAUGCCUUUCAAAUGGAGUUCAUGAAAGCAGUGAUGGGACUGAUUCCCGAGAGCCCGAGUGUGAGAGGUUGCGAGUUCCUUACUGACGACGCGUGGAGACUGCUCACACAUGGUUAUACCUUUUCAGCCGUUUGGUGCAGAGAGCUGUUCCGUUGUUUUGUAGUACGAUACGUGCAGGGGUGUUGGGGUUCUAUUGCAGCCCAGUCUGGGCCAUCAGUCUGCACCAGGACCGUGGCCGACCGGCCUUGCCAUAACGAAGAUGUAUCGCCUGAAUUCUUGUGAACCGCAAGCGACUGUUGCCCUUGAGAAGGUGUUCGUUUGCACUGCAUUCUCAAGCUGAGGCGCCGUAUCCUGGACAGGCGUCCAUACAUGGCGGCCCUGACAAGGUGGCCUGAUUACUGCCGCCGUCCAUUGAAUGGCGCGGCGUGGGACACGCCGGUCACGCAUGGACUGAUGUAAUAUUACAGUGCC